GUAAAGUUGCAACGUAAUACGCCAUGUCAGUUGAAGCAUUGUCUGGUAAAGUUUUUCUUUUGGUCACUGGUGCGAGUCGUGGUAUCGGUAGGCAAAUAGCAAUAACAUUUGGCUCGCUACUGGAGGAAGGCUCACGUGUGCUUUUAUUAGCGAGGAAUAAGGAUGCAUUGCGAAAAGUUGCAAGUAAUAUACCUUCCAAAGUGGAAGUUUACACCGCUAGUACAGACUUAAGUAAAUCAACUGAUGUCGAGUUUCAAGAAUUCUUAUCGGAAGCUUUGAAAGAAACUACUUCCGACGCAUUUGAUCGAGUAGUCCUGGUACAUAAUGUAGGCUCUUUGGGCGAUCUCUCUAAAUCUGUAAACGAUAUGAUGGAUGUGAACAGCUGGAGAGAACUUUAUCAUCUAAACAUGUUCAUACCUGCCAUAUUAAAUGCGGUGGUCAUGAAUACAUUUGAUAAUAAAACCAUUAAGAAGACGGUUAUCAAUAUUACAUCUUUAUACGCUAUUCAAGCAGGCAUUGGCAGUGGUCAAUAUUCCUCAGUGAAAGCAGCAAGAGAAAUGUACUUUAAGGUUUUUGCAUUAGAAAAUCCUGAUGCUAAUGUGUUAAGUUACUCACCGGGACCUGUCGACACGGAUAUGUUCACAACGGUAUGCGAAACUAUCGCCGAUCCCGAAGCUAAAAAGAUGUAUAUUGAGAUGCGACAAAAGAAAACCGUGUUGACUACAGAACAGACUGUUAAUCGUCUUGUGCAAAUCUUGAAAGAACGUAAAUACAAUGCAGCCGAUCAUGUGGAUUAUUACGAUAACUUGUGAAGCAAAAAUAAUUAUGUUUAUAGAGAGAAAGUAAAGCAUAAAAUUCGCCUCAGCGAAUAAAUUUAUUCUUUUAUAUUGAAAAUAAUUUUGCUCUAUAUAAUUUUGCUCCUUAAAGAUGUGACGUAUAAUAAUCUACGAAAUAAUAUAAACAUAGAUAAUUCUCUUUAUAAAUGAUUUUAUAAUUAAUUUAUAAUUUUUUAAAAUUCUCCCUUGAAUGGAUAAGUUGGUAAUAUUAAAAUAACAAUAUUUAUAAAGGAAUUGUACAAUUUUAUUUUUUUUAAUCACACAUGAAAUUAUUUUUCUUUUACCUAUACAGAGUGAUUUAUAAAGUACAUGUAAAUACUUUGUGGAUUUAUGGAUGCAAUGUAGAGGUAAAAAUAAGACCUAAGAGGUAAAAAUGUUCUAUACAACUUUUUCUGAAACUCCUUAAUUUCAGAGUUAUGAUGUAAUACAUAAUACCUUGCUAGGCAUAAACAACAUGAAGGCAGUACUUAUGAGCCUUAGGACGUGUCAUGUUCAUUCUUCAACAUAGUAGAUGUUUGUUAUUUCUACACCUCACUACAGUUGAUUACACCACAUCCUACACCACGUCUCUUUAACUUUUAAUCCUGUUCAAAAUGAGUUUGAACAGAUUCUGUGACAUUCAGAGAUCAUUAAGGCGACGAGCAAGUCUCUGUCUUAGAGUUCAGGGAAAUCACUUUAAAAAACGUAUUAUGAAAACUGUACUAAUCUGUGAACUCUAGAAGAAAUGACUUUUAGUUUGUGUUGAGUUUGUUAUCCGUUCUUUGAUACACAGCUCUGAAAUAAAGCAAUAGCAGAAAAAGUUGUAUAGAA
This is a messenger RNA of Temnothorax curvispinosus, 1646 nucleotides long. It is a transcript of the gene Sptr, whose product is annotated as sepiapterin reductase. Lineage: Eukaryota; Metazoa; Arthropoda; Insecta; Hymenoptera; Formicidae. Gene Ontology annotation, molecular function: sepiapterin reductase (NADP+) activity. The transcript has 3 exons. The record is from RefSeq and is a predicted model, not a curated record. Gene Ontology annotation, biological process: tetrahydrobiopterin biosynthetic process. The coding region runs from base 24 to 812 and encodes 262 amino acids.